Messenger RNA from Fomitiporia mediterranea MF3/22, 801 nucleotides. RefSeq names its product elongation factor 1 beta/delta chain. The record is from RefSeq and is a predicted model, not a curated record. Bases 1 to 654 code for a protein of 217 amino acids. Gene Ontology annotation, biological process: translational elongation. Gene Ontology annotation, cellular component: eukaryotic translation elongation factor 1 complex; cytosol. Gene Ontology annotation, molecular function: guanyl-nucleotide exchange factor activity; translation elongation factor activity. The transcript is spliced from 6 exons. Lineage: Eukaryota; Fungi; Basidiomycota; Agaricomycetes; Hymenochaetales; Hymenochaetaceae.
AUGACGGUAACGGUGACAAAGCUCGAAGCCCAUCUGGCGAGCCGUUCGUACGUCGAGGGGUAUACUCCCUCUCAAGCCGACGUACAUGUUUUUAAAACGAUCGGCUCUGAACCCUCUGCCACGGAGUUCCCUAACUCUGCACGUUGGUACAGGCAUAUUGCCUCAUACAGUGCUGAACAUGGCUCACUCCCGGGAUCAUCAACUGCCGGUGAGGCCUUUACAAAAAGCGCUGCCGCCGUUGGAGGUGCAGCGAAACCUGCAGAAGACGAUGACGACGUUGACCUCUUCGGAUCGGACGAGGAGGAAGAUGAAGAGGCUGAGCGCAUCAAGGCCGAGCGUGUCAAGGCUUACGAAGAGAAGAAAAAGAGCAAACCUAAGGCGGCUGCAAAGUCUGUCGUCACUCUCGAAGUGAAGCCAUGGGAUGACACAACGAAUAUGGAAGAACUUGAGGCAGCUGUACGCAAAAUCGAAAAGGAGGGUCUCGUCUGGGGGGCAUCCAAGUUGGUCCCUGUCGGGUUCGGUAUCAAGAAGCUCCAGGUUACUAUUGUCAUCGAGGAUGAGCUAGUUUCCCUUGACGAGCUCCAGGACCAGAUCCAGGAAGAAUGCGAGGACUACGUGCAGAGCACUGAUGUUGCCGCUAUGCAGAAAUUGUAAGAGUAACCUGCGGAAUGUGCGUUGAUUACAAACAGCAGACUAGACAAUGUUGUACCUGUGGCGGAGAGAUAAGACGCCUUGAUAGAAAACUGUGUACUGUUCUUGCAUGUGUGUGUGUGUUGAUAAAGGAGAGAUGAAACAGCGACG